Molecule: messenger RNA, 954 nt
Organism: Melampsora larici-populina 98AG31
Lineage: Eukaryota; Fungi; Basidiomycota; Pucciniomycetes; Pucciniales; Melampsoraceae
Exons: 5
Coding region: 1-954 (317 amino acids)
Biological process (GO): peptidyl-lysine monomethylation; peptidyl-lysine trimethylation
Molecular function (GO): protein-lysine N-methyltransferase activity
Source: RefSeq, a predicted model, not a curated record
AUGAUUUUUAGAGAUCGAAAGUUUAGUGGUUUGAAAUGGAUGACAAGGUCAAUGAAAGUCAAGUGUGAUGAGGUGACUCGGAGGUUUUUGAUCGAUUGGAAAUCGGUUUCGAGCAUCCAAGAUGAAGAAAUCAUGAGUUUAGAUGAAUUUCUUUGGGGUUGGUUAAAUGUCAAUACAAGGUGCCUUUGGUUCGAUCUAGGACUCAAAGAUCAUGAUGACAAUAUCACCUUAGCACCCGUCAUCGACAUGGUAAAUUACACCCUCUCAAGCAAAGUGAAACCAAUCUGCACUCCCAACACAUUCAGCUUAUACUCAUCCCAUCCGCUCAACCAAUUCACAUCCCCAAGCACCAAACGCUUAAUCAUAUCAUCCCAAACCUCCCGAUCACCUACCCUUCAUCCUACUCUCUCACAUCGAAAAGGUGAUGAGAUUUUGUUUUCCUAUGGGUCUCAUAGUAAUCUAACACUUUGGUCAGAGUAUGGGUUUCUUAUUCGACCAAAGUUUUCAAAUGGUUGGAAUUCGGUUGAGAUUACUAGAGAGGUUUUGGGUUUGUUUGAGGAUGAUCAUGAUGAUGGGGUGCAGAAAUUGUCGGUUUUGAAGGAUUCAACGUACUGGAAAGAUUAUACCAUUGAAUCCAAUCCGAUCGGUCCAUCUUAUCGUACCUUAACCGCCUUACGAUUACUGUAUUGUCCAUCUCUGAAACUUUCGAAUUGGUAUGAGAUCAUUAAUGGUGAAAAAGAUGAAUGUAGUUUAAAUGUUGAAGAUCAAAUUAAAGGAACGAUUGAAAAGAUUUGUUUAAAAUUGAUUGAAGAGAUUGAUUUGAGUUUAGUAGAUCGAUCGGAUUGGUGGAUUGGUAAUGAAGGGGAAGGCUUAGGUGGGUGUGUAAAAGAGUUGAUGGUGGAGGAGAAAUGGAUUUUAGAAGGAUGUUUGAAAUUGAUGAAUGAAUCAAAUUGA